Molecule: messenger RNA, 3916 nt
Organism: Physcomitrium patens
Lineage: Eukaryota; Viridiplantae; Streptophyta; Bryopsida; Funariales; Funariaceae
Source: RefSeq, a predicted model, not a curated record
UUUUGCGUUUUCGGAGGAGUGGCCCGUCCAUUGCAUCAUCGUCUGACAAUGUCCGCCACCGGCACAAAGCUCACAUCCUUUCUCGGGCUGUAGCAGCAGCGGUCAUAGCAGAAGGGAACGCAAGAGGACGGCGAGUAAUCCAGAUCUGUGAGCAGUUGUCCAGGUUAACGAUACGAGGAAGUCGUUCAACUACCAGAAAACAGAAGCAGUGGAAAAAUCACCUAAAAGAUCUGAGUUGUAACCCUAACUUCUGUGUCUUCCUCCUCCUGGUCCCACAUCUAUUCCAUGACUCGCUCGCAGGACCGGGACACACUGCAUGGUGAUUAUAAAAUUGGCGAGAGUUAGCAAUCAUUAUUCACGCACUCCACAGUUGUGAUCGCCAAUAAUGUCAUAGAUUCAGUCCUCCGAUUGACGACAGAUACACACUGACAUCAACGACUCUGUAGCAAGACAAAGUUUACCAUGCAGGCGCAGAAUGUAACGGGGGUAUGUAUUUUCAUGAGGGUGGUCCGUCAAAGGACGCAUCGGUACGAGUCGAUGCAAUCUUACAUGCGAACAUCAGUCGUGUAACAAAAGCUCUUCCGACAAUUGUGCCAUGUUUGACCUUGACCGUAAGAAAUCCUGGAAGCCGAAAGUGUCUUCUUCGUUGGUAUGUGCAUGAUUGAUGCAAAGCUUGGAUUCCAAUGAGAGUGAUUCUAAGAUUCUAUCCGCAUAGGAGGGAUAGCCGACUGACCGAUUGCGAGUCUUCGUGCCAGUCCUCCGCGGCGAUGAAAGCGAAAGAUGGUGUACCAUGGAAUUGCAGUAAAACGGGGAAGAAAUUCCGUGAAUGUGACAUAGGUGCUCGAAGGGUUUGUAGGUUGUGUGUGGAUGGGAGAGGAUCAUGGCGAGGGGUGUUGUGAGGGGACCUACUCUUACUGGAUAAUGGUGGAGAGUGCCAUCAUCGGAUUGGGAAAGACUCGCCAUCAUUCCCAGACUCACGAAUUUAUUGCUGGUCGUUCACUAUUGGGGAGCUUGCUUAAGCCUUGUGCUUAGCACUUUUUAUCAAGCUCUCCCUCCUUCCUCAUCGGGUGGGAUUCACUCUUUCUAUGAAAAGUUGGUCGCAGUGGAUAGCACUAAUGGUGUCUUAAUCCUUCUCGCCACCAGCUAAUCAUUGAUCGUCACUCACUGCAAUUGGAUGAUGGGAAAUCUCUUGUUCACGACACGACCCACGCGCAGUACGAAGACUGGCAGUUGCAACAAAAUCCACCGAAAUUGCCUCGAUAGAAACUUUUGAGAUUGAGAGGAGGGGGUCUUUCUAUCGCAUUGUGGGACGUCGUGCUGAAAAGCGUAUGAACGGGGCACAAGUGUGAUGUAGAGUGCGGCACGUGGGAGUCAGUUUCCAUAAACUUUCGUUGAAAUCUGAGGGAGACUGCUGAAGUGAAGAUGUAUUGAUGCGGGGUUUCUCGACAUCAUUUAACGUCUCCAUUGUGUGUAACGUCAAGACCUGCAUACGAUUUUGGGAUUGGUUUCUGUUCGCCGAGAUCCGAAAGCAUUCUCCUCCUCGGCAAUGGCCAAAAGAGUCUGUUCCGCAGAAUGCACAACUUAAUCCAUCAGCGUGGUAUCCUCCAAUCUCGUCACAGUUACUUACCCCUUUCGCCCAAGCACCUCAAAAAUAGCGGUCUGUAAGGAAGAGCCACUUCGUCGAUUCGUUGGUCGUCAAUUCCAUCGUGUCUUCAUAUCCAUGACAUGUACAGUAACCUGAAUGGAUACCGUUCUGGCUCGUUCUUUGAGGGAAUUUAGAAUGUGGAGCGUCGCUUCCGACAGAAUUAAUGCAUUGCUCAACAUUCACUUCGCGAGUGCUGACGCGAAUUGCGAGGGGCAUGUUGUGGGAUUCCUUGGCGAAAAUUGAACAUCGCUGUGCAUGGGAAGUGAAGAACAGAUUCUUGUUUUCAGUGGUGAGUGAGAUAUUUGACACGCGGGUGUAGAGCUGAGAAGCGGUGUCUUUGCCAUGAUGGACACCAUCGCCGUAGCAAAAGCGAAAAAUUCGUCCCCGCACAGCAUUGCCAGCGAAUGGGAGCAUACUUACCACCCGCUGCCUGACCUGUUCUCUGGCCUCGCAAUUUUGUGGAUGCUCUUGGUAUUCGUAUGGACUCUCAACACCUGGACCAAGCGGCGAUGGCAGACGAGCAAUUUGCAAUGGGUAUUGACUAUAAUUCCGGCGAUGAAGUCUCUUGUGAUGGGCCUCUCCUUCGUCUUCUGGUACUCGUGUUUGCAUCUGAAGACAUGCUCGUUCUGGGUAGCCUUUGGAGUGUUCGUAUCACGAAUCUUCUUCGAGACAGCGUGCUUUGUUACCUUCUUGUUAAUAUCUUACGGUUACUGCAUCAUGCAUGAGCAGCUUUCUCCGACUGAAAGACGGAGCGUUGCCGGCCUAACUUCGCUGUUGUAUCUCACCCUUACUGGUUACAAGGCAGCCGUCCCCCAAUUUGCCAUUCUGGUAGUAUUCAUAUAUGCGGUUCUGCUUUACGUUAUAAUGGCACACAUUGCUCGGAAUUUGUCGCUUCUAAGGGAGCAACUGCAGCAGAUUCAGGCAGAGGGAGUGCAUUUGUUGCAGAAUGCUGUUCACACAAAGUACGCUAUGUUCAGAAAAUUUCAAGGAGCAAUGUUGAUAAUGGUGGUCGCUGAAAUCCUUAUGCACGCCCAACCAGAAAGCGUGUUUAAUGAGUACUGGGUGCGCCUGCUAGUGCGGGAAACUACGGAGAUCGCAAUCUUCUGCUUCAUUGGGUGGACGUUUAGAUCAAGAGAACAGACUCCAUUCUUCAAUGUGAUGCCCACAUCAAACACAUCUGGACAGCGGACCUUGCCUCCAAUUUACAGUGUGGAAAUGAAUGAGAGGCAUUUUAGCAAUUUGGAUUACAAGGAGUGGCACAUCGGAGUGCCAACGUCAAUUUCAAAAACUGGCGACGAAAACAGGCCCAUGCUGGUGAUAGUGCAGAAUCCAGGUGUGUCGGACCUUGCCUUCACAGAUAAAUCUAAAAAUAAACCAGACCUAUCUGGAAAUGUUUUCAAAAUGCCAGUUAAUAUUCAGAGAGCCGGGCCGGAUCCAUCCUCAUCGUUAGUCACUGAGCACGACAGUCAGCAGCUCCAGUCGACGGGAGAUCUUUCUACAAUCGCAGAAUCUGGAAACCGCAGAGACAACCACCUGAGGAUAUUGAGCUCCGACUGUUGCGACUGGGAGCCCAAACUUCGCACGGAUCCUGACGAUCAAGUCAGUGGUGCUGCUGGAUGUCCGGAGGAGGUCACAGUGGAUGUGAAGGGCAUAAAGAGCCACACAUUCCUUCCAUUUGGGAAUUCAUGCUACGACUCGCGAUUGUUACAUUCCAGGUCCAAUUUAAGUAAAAAUUUUCAAGCUAAUUCCCGUGGACGUCAUCAAUCAAACUCCAACUGAUCGACCGCAGAAUAAUUUUGCUGUCGGGAACUCCGUACCUGUAUGAUUCAUUGUGAGAACCAAACUAGCAAGCCAGAUCUGAGUCGCCCAUGUAAACUGAAGAGCCCCAACCUUGUGCACAUCGUUUAGAGCCGAGGCCACUUACUCGCUGACCAUGAGAAACGGUAGUUGUAUAUACCCAAUUAGAUUCUGUUUCCGAAUGCGCAAGAUGACUCACAGACGAUACAAGAGCUGCUCUUACUGGUAGAGCAGUUCAAUAAUGAAGCAAUAAAGUUGUGAGGUGUACACCAUAAGCAUCCACAUAGACGUAAUGAUAGAGCUGCAGCUUUAGUCACCCGCCUGCGGGAUGAACCUCACCAACAUUGAACAGUUGCACCAGUGAUUUAUCCAAAGUACCUACACGAUAGCCAAGAGAAUAUGUGCACAUGUAUCUCCAUUGUACAACCGAAGUGACUGUAAUCACAACCCUGUGCGCAAAACUAUUACAACAAA